Molecule: messenger RNA, 1038 nt
Organism: Plasmodium malariae
Lineage: Eukaryota; Apicomplexa; Aconoidasida; Haemosporida; Plasmodiidae
Gene: IMP4
Product: U3 small nucleolar ribonucleoprotein protein IMP4, putative
Exons: 1
Coding region: 1-1038 (345 amino acids)
Biological process (GO): rRNA processing
Cellular component (GO): small-subunit processome; Mpp10 complex; nucleolus
Molecular function (GO): rRNA primary transcript binding; snoRNA binding
Source: RefSeq, a predicted model, not a curated record
AUGUUGAGGAGAAACAUAAGAUUGCGAAAAGAGUAUUUAUAUUUAAAACGAGUGGAGGAAGAAAAGAAAAAAUAUGCAGAUAAAAUAAAAAGUAUAAAGCAAAGCUAUAACGAGAAUAAAAAAAUAAGAGGGGAUUUAAAAGAUGAAGAAAAUGAAUUAAGAAAAAAGAUGAACUUGUAUGAUGAAAAAUCACUUAACAGAAAAUUAGAUGAUGAAUAUUUUUUCUGCGGAAUUGAAAAUCCUCGAGUGUUAAUAACGACGUCAAGAAACCCGUCUGCUCAGUUAGAAAGUUUUGCAAAAGAAUUUAAGCUUUUGAUUCCAAACAGUGAAAAAGUAAAUAGAGGGAGUUAUUAUGUUAAAGAUUUAAUAAAUUUUGCAAGAAAAAAUAAUAUAACGGAUGUAAUUAUUUUACAUGAAUAUAAAGGGAAACCAAGAAAUUUAAUAAUUUGUCAUUUGCCAUUUGGUCCUACGUUAUUUUGUACUAUUAAAGAUUGUAAGAUGAGACAUGAAUUUAUUGAUCAGAUAAAUAAUAUGUCAUCGUGUAAUCCACAUUUAAUUUUUCAUAAUUUCAAUUCAGAUUUAGGAAAAAGAAUUAUGAAUAUUUUUAAAUAUUUAUUCCCACCAGUUAAAAUUAGAGUGAAUAAAAAAAAAUUAGUUAGAAAUAAAAAUUGUGAAUAUAUAGCAAAUGGAAUACAUACCAAAAUUAUAAAACAAACUGAUGAAAAUGGAAAAGAAGAGGAAGAGACAGAGCAGACUGAUAAAGAAUUUCAAAUAUCCGUUAAAAAUGAUGAAUAUGGCAAUUUACAGAAAUAUGAAAAUAAUAGAAUUAUUACAUUUUUUAAUAAAAAUGAUAUAAUAUAUUUUCGCCAUUAUAAUUGGGAGACCAAUGAAAACAAUGAAAUAAUUUUAAAUGAAGUUGGCCCGAGAUUUAGUUUUAUUGUUUAUAAGAUAAACAAGGAAACCCUUGAUUCUUUGAAUGAGGAUUAUGAAUACGUGUAUCGCCCGUUUUUAAAUUCAAAAAGGGCAUUAUUAUCGUGA